UAAUUUGCUAAUAAAGCGUUCCACUUAUAAAAAAGGCGGCGGCCGCGCUGGCCACGCCCGGGGGGCAGGCGGCCGUCGGAUGCAUCCGGCCUUGACCCGUCUCGUUUCCCUUCUCCCGUUGCGAGAAAUAUCCUCGUGACUCUCUCCCGAGUCGUCGUCGUCCUGCUCCUCCUCCUCGGCGGCGUCGUCGGAGAUCCGGGGGCCGGGAGAUGGCGAAGGGGGGAGGAGGGGGGAUGCUGCUGCCGGUGUCCGGCGGGGACGCGGGGAAGGGGGCGGGCGGCGACGAGGCCGCGCUGUUCAAGGGGUCCGCCAUGACCCGCCGCGGCGCGGUCGCGGCGCUCUCCUACAUGUCCUGCUCCGUGUUGCUAGUGAUGUUUAACAAGGCAGCUUUGUCCUCAUAUAAUUUCCCUUGUGCAAAUGUCAUUACGCUUCUUCAGAUGGUGUGCUCAACAGGGCUUCUUUAUGUUCUGAGGCGGUUAAAGAUAAUUUCAUUUACAAAUAGUGACCCAUCAGUGCCUUCUGAUGCCCUAUUCUUCGUUCCAUUCAGAAUACUGUUGCGUACUACACCUCUUUCUCUGGCUUAUUUACUCUAUAUGUUAGCUUCAAUGGAAUCUGUGCGUGGAGUGAAUGUUCCUAUGUAUACAACUCUGAGGCGCACAACAGUAGUCUUUACAAUGACAAUGGAGUAUUUCUUGGCGAAGCAGAAGCAUACACCGCCUAUAAUUGGCAGUGUGGCAUUGAUUGUAUUUGGAGCAUUUGUUGCUGGAGCUCGUGACCUAUCAUUUGAUGCUCGUGGGUAUGCCAUUGUCUUUGUGGCCAACAUUACAACAGCUGUUUACCUUGCUACUAUAAACCGUAUAGGAAAAUCUAGUGGACUCAAUAGCUUCGGCUUGAUGUGGUGCAAUGGACUUGUCUGUGGGCCUUGUGUACUGUUUUUGACAUAUAUUCAAGGAGACCUGAAGAAGACUAUAGAAUUUCCUUACCUUUACUCCCCUGGGUUUCAGGCGGUUCUGUUAUUCUCAUGCAUGCUAGCUUUUCUGCUAAACUACACUAUCUUCUGGAACACAAUCCUGAAUUCUGCACUCACACAAUCAAUGUGUGGUAAUUUGAAGGAUUUCUUCACCGUUGGAAUUGGCUGGGUUCUAUUUGGCGGGCUUCCUUUUGAUCUGCUUAAUGUUAUUGGGCAAGGUCUUGGCUUUCUUGGCUCUGGGCUGUAUGCCUACUGCAAGAUCAAAGGGAAGUAGAUACGGAUGUCCCGUGGGGGUCAAAGGAGAGUAGAUAUUGAAGUUUGUUUUGGAGGGGCCAGUGUGUCAUACUGAAGUAGAGUUCCUGCUUUUUGCUCCUGCAUAUGGGAGAGAAAUUUUGUAGGUUUUCCUGUAUGUAUUAUACACUUCAGUCCUCCUGAAUACAACUUCGGGUGAACAGCCAUUGUUUAACUCUUUUACGAGGAAAUAGAAUAUAACAAGAUU
Oryza brachyantha (malo sina) is the source of this 1469-nucleotide messenger RNA. RefSeq names its product UDP-N-acetylglucosamine transporter UGNT1. Gene Ontology annotation, cellular component: Golgi apparatus. The coding region runs from base 210 to 1244 and encodes 344 amino acids. Lineage: Eukaryota; Viridiplantae; Streptophyta; Magnoliopsida; Poales; Poaceae. Gene Ontology annotation, molecular function: antiporter activity; GDP-fucose transmembrane transporter activity. The transcript is spliced from 10 exons. The record is from RefSeq and is a predicted model, not a curated record.